Molecule: messenger RNA, 1461 nt
Organism: Uranotaenia lowii
Lineage: Eukaryota; Metazoa; Arthropoda; Insecta; Diptera; Culicidae
Product: alpha-tocopherol transfer protein-like
Exons: 4
Coding region: 288-1400 (370 amino acids)
Cellular component (GO): membrane
Molecular function (GO): phosphatidylinositol bisphosphate binding
Source: RefSeq, a predicted model, not a curated record
UGAAGGCGUUCGGAUUUAGCUCUUAAAAAGUUUGGAGUUAGUAGUAGCUAGUCGCUCCUCUCCUAGAGUGGUUGAGGUGUUGUUGAGUGAAGUUGAGCGACACUUUAGUGUCGGCUUUCGGUUGAGCCGGUCCGGUUCAUCUUCUAUACUGUAGUUCAGUUCUUUUGAGAAAUUGGUUUUAGUGCUUCGCGUGUGAUAGUUUCGUCUCGUGUUGCUGAAAGUGAUCAAAAAAGUUUUUUGAUUCCACAGGAAAAUCGGCUGAUAAGCCUCGAAGAAAUCAACGCAUAAUGCCUCCGAUUGAGGUGUUACAGCAACAAAAACCGAAGCCGGACCAAAGCAAGAAGAUGCCAGCGGCCAAAAUCGGAACGAAAAUGGCAACAGGUGACGACGAUGACAACAACAACAACACAUGCAGCAUCGCCAAAGGCAAACCGACAGCGAACAUUUCGGAAGUCAACCUACUGACCGAUUCAGAAACAAGAAUCGCAACAGCAGCAACAGGAGAAUUGUUUCCGGGUGAAGAACAUAAACUGAACAAACUGGAAGCCCUGCGGAAUCUGGUUGAAAAUCACGACGAUUUCGUUCGCCGAUCGGACGAUUUGUUCUUAAGCCGGUUCCUGAUCUGCUGCGACUGGAAUGUGGACGACGCCUAUCAGCGAAUGUGCAAACUGUUCAAAUUGAAGCGAGAAUAUCCAGACUGGUUCACGCACAAACCUCUGGCGGACUACGAACCAAUCCUUAAGCGCAACAUAAAAUUUGUCCUGGACAAACGGGAUAAAAAUGGACGUCGAGUUUUCGUGAGCCGGAUGGGCAAUUUGGAUAUCAACGUUUCGUCGGCCACGGAUCUAGCACAUCUGGACGAGCUGUGGGUGGAGUUCAUGCUUAACGAAGUAGAUACCCUGGAAAAGGGCGUCAGCUGCCUUAUCGACAUGAGUGGAUACUCAUUGAAGAGUCUCCGAUACCUAACGCCAAGUAACAUCCGGAUCGGAACCCAAAAAGCGGAUUUACUUCCCCUGAAGCACAUGGAGUUCCAUGUGGUCAAUUCGUCGGCAUUUUUGAACGCUGCCCUCGCCAUCCUGUAUCCGAUGUUGAGCAAGCAGAUCAAGGAGCAGGUUCACUUCCACUACUCCAACUGGGACUCGCUGCACAGUGCUUUGGGCAAAGAAUGUUUGCCAGCUGAGUACGGAGGUACAAAUGGAGCCACAUUUGAUUUUGAAAAACUCAACCGGCAGUUGCUUGAUUUGGAAGCCCAUUACGAUGGGCUGCUGAAGUAUGGAUACGAGCUGAAGCCACAUGUGGAUCCGGCCAAGCAUGCAGCGUUCUACCAAAACUUGGAAAAGAUUAAGAGCAGUAGGAGGAAAACGAAAUGCAAGAAACAGGAUGAGGUGGUUGAGGAAUAACUAAACCGGUCGAUGUGUGAAUUUGUUUUAAUUUUUUAAUUUAAAUAUAGCUUUAAUUUUA